UUAUAACAAAUAUUAUGUAAUUAUUACAGAAAUGUUUCUCAAAAAAGUGGGACCGUAUCAGUUUUUCGUGCUGUUGAUUUUUCUCAUCACGUAUUUACUCAAUCAACUGGACCGGUACAUGCUCCCAAUCACAGUUAAACCAAUGGCACAAGAACUACAUUUUGGUGACAAAGGAUGUAUGAUCAUGACUAAUUAUACCGAGAGUGACCUCGGUAAAGUUAAAUGUGACGCUCUUCAACAGGAAAAAUGUGAGAGCACUACUGUCGGCAAUGGCACGAUGGCACACGCUGUUUGUAAAUGGGAUUAUAAUGGACAAGGUUUUGCAUAUCAGAUUGUUGCAGGGCCAGUAUUUGUGGUUGUGUAUACUUUUGCAGGGAUUUUCAUCAGUUUUGCUGCGGACAAAUAUAAUCGUAAAGUUUUGUCUUGGCUUGAAGCGGGUUGUACUCCAUUUGUGGCAUCGAUGCUGACAGAUAUAUACCCAUCUGAGUUACGAGGCACCGCCCUCGGGAUAUAUAACUGGGGUAUAUAUUUAGGAUACAGUAUGUCAUAUGCUCUCGGGAAUCUCAUUACUGCGGCUAAUAUAAAUGGACAGGGUUGGCGAUGGUCUUUUUUCAUCUCUGGGAUACCUGGUAUUGUCAUUGGUAUUCUCAUCAUGAUUGUAGUAAAGGAACCGGAACGUAAAAGUGCUUCUAAAGAGGCUCAGGAAGCAGACGUCAAAGGGAACGAGCCUUUAACACAGAAUGACACCUUCUGUACAAAACUUGGACGCAUCUUGAAACCAUUCAUGGCACCAUCAUUAAUAUUAGCAAUUUUGGCAGGUUCUGUUAGAAAUGCGGCUGGCUAUGUAUUUGCUUACAAUACUCAGCCUUAUUUUACUAGUAUCGGAGAAAGUAAAGAAGAUAUUGCUAAAUACAUGGGCUGGAUUCCUAUUGUGGGCGGGACUUUGAGUGUAGCUGUAGGCGGUUUUAUCUCAGACUGGGUAGUUAAGGGGAGGGGCAUAUAUGCACGAGUAGCUGUCAUCAUUGCUAGUCUAAUUUUAGCAGCACCAUUUGCAGCUGGGACGUUAUUUUUCAGUCCACCUUGGGCUUAUAUCUGUCAAAUACCUACAUAUUUAUUUGGUGAAAUGUGGAUAGGGAUAACACUGGCUAUAGUGGUGGAAUUAAUGCCUAGCUCAGUUCGUACCUCGGCAGUUGCGGUUUAUCUGUUCAUUAUUAGUAACAUUGGUGGAAAUAUGCCAUUACUGGUGCCGCCAAUACAAGAUGGAUUUGAGAACGAUGGUUUAACUAAGUCACAGUCAUUGAGAGGAGCUUUAUAUAUCUUGUAUCCUGGCUUGUAUGUUCUUGGUGCUGUCCUAUUUAUACCAGCAAUGUUCUUGUUGAAAAGGGACCAAGAGAGAGCUAGACAGUUAGAAUACCUCAAUAUGCAGGAACCCAGCAAAUAAAGAACAAUUAUGUUGGAAUACCUCAAUAUGCAGGAACCCAACAAAUAAAGAACACUUAGAUAUUAUGUGGUUAUUUUACAUUGUUAAGUACAAUAUUGAAUUCUAUUGGACGAGUACACAGUAGUGAAACCUAUAUUGGACUAGGGGCUAGCCAAGUGUGAUAUAGGUUUUGUAACUGCAUAUGAGUCCAAUAUAAUCAGUAUUGUUCUCAACAAUGUACCGGUAUAGCGUUUUCUUUAUUUUGCUAUUUUUGACAUUUUGAUAGAACUUUGUAAAUUCAAUAACAGUAAGGAGUUGAUAUGGGUUUUUGAACAAUAAAAAGUAAAAUGAGGCUCGA
Molecule: messenger RNA, 1778 nt
Organism: Ruditapes philippinarum (Manila clam)
Lineage: Eukaryota; Metazoa; Mollusca; Bivalvia; Venerida; Veneridae
Product: protein spinster homolog 1-like
Exons: 8
Coding region: 32-1441 (469 amino acids)
Biological process (GO): transmembrane transport
Cellular component (GO): membrane
Molecular function (GO): transmembrane transporter activity
Source: RefSeq, a predicted model, not a curated record